Messenger RNA from Trichomonas vaginalis G3, 1683 nucleotides. RefSeq lists its product as uncharacterized. The record is from RefSeq and is a predicted model, not a curated record. The coding region runs from base 1 to 1683 and encodes 560 amino acids. The transcript has a single exon. Lineage: Eukaryota; Parabasalia; Trichomonadida; Trichomonadidae.
AUGUUUUCCAUAUUACUUGCACAACUUUCUCUUUCAGUUUCAGGCAAAGUUGUUGGGGAUAAUUCGUACAUGAUUUAUGAUAAGGACGGAAGGGAGAAUUAUGAAAUAAUUAAAGAACCUUAUACAAAAGUCAGAAUAGAUGGUGUUACAAAAAACAUUAAAGAAGCCACUGAUUUAGGCUACUCCGUUGAAAUUUAUAAUGAUGAAAAUUCAGAUUAUGUUAUUAUUUCACAGACAAUUACCAACAAAGGCUCAACGGAAAAGAAAAUUGACCUUUGCACAGCAUUGAAUUUAAAAGAUUCUAUAGAUAAUGUUGAAGCAUCAUCCCUUACAAACUUUGGUUAUUAUCUUUGGUGGGAUCAAACAAAUGAUCUGACACUAGUUCUGCAAAAUCAUCCUUGGGUUACAGAUAUCAGUGCCCAAGACUUUGGAAUAGAACCUGAGCCAAGAUUCUUCACGAACAAUGAGAAAAUUUUAGAAUACGACUCUGGAUUUCCUGAAAUUCAAUGGAUCUCAUUCUCAUGGCUCAACAAGUAUAUCCAACCAGGAAAGUCUAUCACACUUUCUUACAUGUUUUAUGAAGAGACAUAUCAACCGCCAUUACUUAAACUUGAUAAAUCUCUGAUUUCAGAAGAAACAGAUUCCACUGAAGUAAUUCAAGUAAAGGGAAGUUUUUAUUUCUUAGUUGAACCAUACACGGUAGAAGCAGGUUGGGAAAUUCAUGAUUCAAAAGAUAAGAUAAUCAAAUAUGGCAGCCUUGGCAAAUUUACAGUUUCAGAAAAACAAACAAGUAUGGAUUUUGAUGUGUCAAUCACACCACCAACAGAACUUGGAAAGUACACAUUAUAUGUUUACACAUAUACUAAUGGUCUUGGCUCAUUGCUUUAUGAAGAAUUCACAAUUACAGUUGUUCCACCAAAUUAUAGACCAAAGUUAUACAUUGUUCCAUCUGAAUACCUAUAUUACAUUCCAGAUUCUGAAGUUUCUUUUUUGGCUUCAGUCUACGAUCAAGAUUCAGGUGAUAAACCACUCACAGCAAAGGUUUUCUUCAACAAUGCAGAAGUUGCAACACAAGAAGUUGCAAACAGCACAGAUCUUAAGACAUUCAAAUUCAAAGUUCCAAAAGACACAGCAGCAGGUGAAUAUGAAGUCAAAGUCACAGCUACAGAUGGCAAGAAGAUUGGAACAAAGAAGUUCACAAUCACAAUCAAGGAUAACACAGUUCUCACAAUCGAUUUCGAACCAAAACUUAAUGCCACAUACAACAAAGGCGACAAGGUCAACUUCACAGCUGUCAUCAAUGAUCCAGAUACAAACUUCGAUAACAAGUUCACUGUUUCUCUGUUCUACAACGAUAAAGUCAAGAAGACGAUCACAUCAACUAACGAUGCAGGAUUAGUCAGAGUUCCACUUGAUUUCACCAUCCCAACAACAGAAACAAACACAACAGAAACAAACACAACAGCCGAAAUCAAGAUCGUAGUCACAACACCAACCGAAUCCUCUGAAAAAUUAACAAAUAUCAACAUCUAUCAAGAUGUUAUCGCAAGUGAUUCUGCUAAAGGAAUUCUUACAACAAAAGAAGUUAAGCAAAGGAAGGCACUCAUUGCCGUCCUCAGUGUCUUAGCAGUAAUUGCAGUUCUUGUUGCCAUUGUCGUUAUUAUUCUUUGGUUUAGAAAGUAA